Molecule: messenger RNA, 2504 nt
Organism: Nematolebias whitei (Rio pearlfish)
Lineage: Eukaryota; Metazoa; Chordata; Actinopteri; Cyprinodontiformes; Rivulidae
Gene: cenpt
Product: centromere protein T
Exons: 14
Biological process (GO): mitotic cell cycle; chromosome segregation; kinetochore assembly
Cellular component (GO): kinetochore
Molecular function (GO): DNA binding; protein heterodimerization activity
Source: RefSeq, a predicted model, not a curated record
AUGGACCUAACGGAGGAUAUAUCCGCUCGGGUUCUGUUGACAGAUAUUCUCAGUACCGAACCUCCAAGGACUCCUGUCAUUCGCAGUCGCUCUCAGGCACCUGCUACCAACGGGAUCCGGCGCAGUAGCAGACUGAGCAGGAACAAUGCUGAAGCCCAAACCCCACAGAACAUGCUGAGGCGCAGCCUGAAACACAAGAUUCAUGAAAGUAUAACCAGAAAAUCACUGCCUGCUACAAGUAAACGGAGGACUCCUUCAGUUGCACUCAGGAAGAUUCCUUCGAUGCUCGUCUCUGAAGAAGAAACACCAAGACACUUACUCAGAAACAUUCUGCAAACAGAGCCUGUGAAGUCUCCUGUUCUUUGUGAGAAAGAACCCCCUGCGGAGCCUGAACAGCGAUUAGCUGACAGAGCAGCUACAAAAACACGUUCUAGUAUUGAGCUGUCAGGGCUGGAUCUGCCUGAUGUGACUAUUGGCAACAUUUCAACAAGCAUUGCAAAGGGACUGAGCAGAAAAAGACCACGCCGGAGCUUGAACGUAACGGCUUUUGAGAAGCGACUGAAAGGCGGAAAUGGUGCUGGAGAGGAAACUGAAAGUUCAGUGGAUGACCUUUCAUCCCUUUCUUCAUCAAGCUCCUUGAGUCUAAAAACGCCCCUCGCCGAUGUUUGGACUGAAAAAGGGGGCCUGCAGAGGAAAGUUUCCAACCGGAGGAAAAUUACAGAGACAGAAUUUGAUGCUGCUGUGAGCAAACAACAUAUGGGAGAUGUGAGCAGCCGUGGAUUAGCAGAGAAGAAUCUCUGUGAGGUUACCAACUCUGAGGGGUUCACGUUGGGUCUAAGCAACCUCAGCGAGCCCAGUAUAACAGCUGAUAUCAUGCACUGCAGCACGACGCUUUAUGACCAGCCUGACGCCAUGACCUCCAAACUUUCAACCCUCGCUACUCAUUACAACCCCACGGUCGUGUUGUCACCACUUCAGAUGGAUGUGAGAGAAACUGAGGAGGAGGAGGCGCAUGGCAGGAGGGAGAGAGAACUAUCAGUGGAUGCAUUAGGGUCUGUAAGUGGACCUCAGAGUGAAGAACAUGUUUGUGGUCCUGAAGAACAGGAAGUUAUAAGUGAACCUCAGACUGAGGAAGGUCACGCUCAACUCGAUGAUGCAGCUGCGGUCGAGUUUGAGGAAGAGGAAGAUGCAGGUGAAUCGGACACUAAUGCUGGAUAUCGAACUGAAACUACGAAAGUGGAAGCUCAACCUGAAGAGGAAGGAGCAGCCGAUUCAAACCCCGAAGAGAACAAUCGUUUAGAUGAUCUGACUGAGGAAGAGGUUUCUCCAGACUCUCAAAGAGAAGAAGAAGAAAUUGUUGACAACGAAGAAGAAGGAUGUGCAGCAGGUUCCCGAUCUGAAGAUGAGGAAGAAAGUUCUCAGUCUGAGGAAGAAGAGGAUGCGCAGGGCUCUCAAACGGAGGAAGUCGCAGCGAGUGCCUUCUCUCAAGAUGAGGAAAGCUCUCAGUCUGAGGAAGAGGAGGAUGCACAGGGCUCUCAGUCUGAGGAAGACGAUGCUGCGGACUCCCAAACUAAUGGAGUCGUAGCAAGUUCCCCGUCUCAAGAUGAAGAUGAAGCAGCAUCUCAACCCAUGGAAAACCUUGAAGAUGUGGUCGAGUCUCAGACAGAAGAAUAUAUAGAGGAAGAGCAGCUGGACACUGAUUUGGAGCUCAUCGAUCGAAGGGCUCAUCGCCCUGAGGGCACAUUCAUUCUGCCCGCUGUGGAAGCAGGGGCUGAUUGGGAUGAUGAUGUGGCAUCAGAACACAACCCUGACGUUGAAAAUGAAAACUCCUUUCAUCUUUAUGAACUGACGCAGGACACGGAAGUCAGCGGACGUGAGAGCGUUGCUUCUCCUGAGCACACUUCUGAUCAGGACUCUGCUGAACAGGAAGAAGAGUGGGAGGAUGAAGAAGCUGAAGAACAACCUAAAGCCUAAUUUUGUUUUCUUACAUCUUCAGCGGCCAAGACGCCAGCAUUUGUCAAAGUGAAGAGGAACUUCUUUUAUGCUGAUCCUCCAGCGUCACCAUCUGUUUUCAGAAAGGGUCAAGCGAGCUUAACAAGCGUAGCUUUACCUGCAACUAAACCCAAGCAGGUGAGACGGAGGAAAAUGGGAACAGCUGGAAAGGAAGCGGUCCUUCCUAAGGCCUACCUCAUGAGUGUCUUCAGACACUUUGCCAAAACAAAGGUCUCGGCAGAUGUUUUUCCUGUUCUAAAUGACAUAAUGGAUCAAUUCUUUGAUCGGCUGGUCAAGGACCUGGAGACGUAUGCUGCUCACGCAAAAAGAAAAACCAUCGAGGUUGAAGAUGUUAAACUUCUGUUGAGAAGGCAGGGUUACGUGAAUGACAAAGUGCCUGUGGAGGUGCUUGUUGAAAAAUACCUUAGAAUGGAACAACGAAAAAUCCUAAUCCCCAUCGCAACCAGUGGAAAUGUUGUUAUCCCCAAAACAGGGAGAUGAAUCUUUUUAAA